This is a messenger RNA of Eruca vesicaria subsp. sativa (arugula), 2092 nucleotides long. The record is from the annotation of a GenBank genome assembly. Lineage: Eukaryota; Viridiplantae; Streptophyta; Magnoliopsida; Brassicales; Brassicaceae.
UGGGGGUUUAUGCUCCUCUCACCAGAAUCGAAUACAAUACAAUACAAUGGCUGCUUUUAGACUAUGUUCCGCGGCGGCGAUUGCUGCUGCUUUCUCCUUUUCUCCGAACCGAGCUUACGCUGACUCUCGAUUUCGCUUCCCCUUCUUCUCUUCUUCCUCCUCUACGCCGCCGUCGGAGUCUCAAACCGAUCAGAGUUCGUCGGAGACCAAACCGGAGGCUGAUGAACGUAAAGGAUCUGGUUUCGAUGCUGAGUCCUUUGAAAGAGGCGCUAAAGCUCUUCGAGAGAUCAAAUCCUCUCCUCAUUUCAAGCAGGUGUUCGAUGUAAUGUGUAAGCAGGAGAAGACUCGUUUGGCUGAACUAGCCGCUGAUAAGUCGCAUAAUGAAGCUGUUCAAGCGCACAAGGACAUCGAAAGACAGCAGAAAUUGGCUGAGGAUCAGAGGAAUCUAUUGCAGCAGCAGGCACAAGCAAAAGCGCAGAAUCUUCGCUAUGAAGAUGAGUUGGCGAGGAAGCGACUUCAGACGGAUCAUGAAGUCCAGAGACAGCAUAAUGUUGAGUUGGUAAAGAUGCAAGAGGAAUCUUCUAUACGGAAAGAGAAAGCAAGAAUCGCCACGGAAGAACAGAUUCAAGCGCAGCAGCGUCAGACUGAGAAAGAGAGAGCUGAGCUUGAGCGUGAAACCAUUCGCGUCAAAGCCAUGGCUGAGGCUGAAGGCCGAGCUCACGAAGCCAAACUUACUGAGGAGCAGAAUCGGAGAAUGCUCCUUGAUAAGAUCAAUGGUGAAAGGGAGAAAUGGCUUGCAGCUAUCAACACCACCUUCAGUCACAUUGAAGGGGGAGUCAAGGCCUUAUUAACUGACCGAAAUAAGCUGAUUAUGACUGUUGCAGGAGCUACAGCUUUAGCCGCUGGGGUUUACACAACCCGAGAGGGUGCUAGGGUUACAUGGGGUUAUAUUAACCGGAUACUUGGACAGCCGUCACUUAUCCGAGAAUCCUCCAUGGGUAGAUUUCCAUGGGCAGGCUCAGUGUCUCAGUAUAAGAACAAAAUCUCAAAGUUUGGUAAAGCUGCAUCUGCAAAAGGAGAGAAUCCACUGGAUAAUGUUAUUCUCCAUCCUUCUCUAAAGAAGAGAAUUGAACAUCUUGCUAGAGCGACAGCAAAUACUAAGUCUCAUCAAGCUCCAUUCCGCAACAUGAUGUUUUAUGGUCCUCCUGGUACUGGUAAAACAAUGGUGGCCAGAGAGAUUGCUCGGAAGUCGGGUCUUGAUUAUGCUAUGAUGACAGGAGGAGAUGUCGCUCCACUGGGUGCACAGGCUGUUACAAAAAUCCAUGAGAUAUUUGAUUGGGCUAAGAAAUCAAACAAAGGCUUAUUGCUUUUCAUCGAUGAAGCUGAUGCUUUCCUCUGCGAACGUAACAGCACGUAUAUGAGCGAGGCUCAGCGUAGCGCUCUGAACGCAUUGCUCUUUAGAACGGGUGAUCAGUCACGGGACAUAGUUCUGGUCCUGGCCACAAACAGACCCGGUGAUCUCGACAGUGCAGUCACUGACAGGAUCGACGAAGUUAUCGAGUUUCCUCUCCCUGGUGAAGAUGAACGCUUCAAGCUCAUUAAACUCUAUCUCAACAAGUACCUAACGGGUGAAGGGAGUGACAAAGACACAAACACGAAGUGGAGCCACUUUUUCAAGAAGCAGGCACAGAAGAUAACCGUUGAAGGAGACUUAACCGACCAAGUGAUUAGAGAGGCUGCGAAAAAGAUAGAAGGAUUCUCUGGUCGUGAGAUUGCUAAGCUUGUCGCUGGUGUUCAAGCUGCGGUGUACGGAAGACCAGAUUGCGUCUUGGAUUCACAGCUUUUUGAAGAGAUUGUGGAUUACAAAAUUCAAGAACACCACCAGAGAGCCAGACUUGCGACUGAAGGUGGCCAAUCGUUUCUGUACGCGUAGUCACUGCGCUUCUGUAUGUAUGGUUUGUUUCUUAACCAUAGUUUUGAUUUUUUUUCUUUUUUUUUUAAAUUGAAACACCGAAAUUUUCAUAUUCGGUUAAGUUGGAAUUGGUCAGAUUUUUAAGUUUUAAUCUAAAAUAAACCGGUUAUAACCGCGUGA